CACAUGUAAAAACUCUAUAGCGAUAGCGAGCGUUGCUUUUAGAAUUGACCUCCAGACGAGAGAGAACACUAAUUCUAGCCUCAUCCAACACUGGUCGGGUAGAUCCUCAGAGUAAGUUCUCAGCUUUUAUUUUUCUUCUGUUGUUUUAGUUGUUAUUUGAGAAAUCUAAUCGGUUUUAAAGAUCUAUGCCAAGGGCCGGUUAAGGGCGAGCCGGUAAAUUUACAUAUUGACCAAAAGAUUAUAUACAUCGUAUCCAGUGUUGUCAAGGCUCUGCCAAGUACAGUUAGGAACUGAACAGAACUGUUAUUUUAGUCCUCAGACGAUUCAGAAAUUUACCUAGUAAAAUGGCAGAUGAGAACUGUCUUGUUGGAAAUGGGACUUCAAAUAAAACAAUCUCUACUACGGCGAUUUUAGCAGCGGACGAGGAAGGAAAACCAGCGAAAGUAGAGAUCGAGGUGGUUGAAAGUGAAAAAGUACGAUUCGGCUGGGAUAACAAGAUUCAGUUUCUGCUGUCCGCGAUCGGAUUCGCUGUUGGUUUGGGAAAUGUCUGGAGAUUUCCCUGGCUGUGCCAGAAAAACGGGGGAGGUAAAAAUAAUUAAACUCAUUUUACGAGGUUAUUUUACUUUAUUCCAAAUUUAUUGUUCUAGUUAAAAUAUGCAGCGGCAACGUAAGUAAAAGAAAAUAUAUUCGUCAGCUGUCAAUGUCUGCCAAUAUCGAAGAACUUUGUAUUGUUGGCAGAACUCAGCAUUGUGCCCUUUUCGUAACCUCGUGAAAAAUUAAGUUUUUCCGUCUGUAAUCUAUAUCAUGGUUACAGGUUGUUUGAAAUUAUUUGGUUAUCUUUCGUCGCCCCUUUCAAUUAAAAAGUAACAUUUUAAACGCGUGGGAGAAACACUGAUAUAUGCCGGACUGAAGCGAAUUUAAUACUUGAAAUCGUGCACGAUUUGAGCAAUUCUGAUAACUACGAGCUAGGCUCUUGUAAUUACUAUAUUUCUUGUUUUAAUCAAUAACCUUUAAAUAGAAAAUUAUCGGCUAAAUUGUGUUCAAUUUUCUGAUACCGGACUUAAGCCUGAUCAUGUAGUAAAUACAGUAAGGGAAAAAUAACAGGUGUUCAUCGGAGAUAGGCUGUAUAAUGUUCGUUAUUGGGGAGGCCCCAGGUGAAUUAUUGGACUGAGCCCUGAAAACCCGCCUUAGCGCACUAAAUAUCGCCUUUCGUGCAGGCCAAACAGAGCUGAUGACAAAUUUAGUUUUUUCUUACCCUGAGAUAAAUCAGCUCACUGACUCGAAGUAUGUUUAUAUUAAGGAAAGGAAGCAGCUUGUCUCUCACUGAAACCGUUUUAUACCUCGUAGAAAUAGCAAAUACACCAACGUUGUGGGCGUUGUUUUGUUAAUCUAUUUCUUAAGCAUUAGAACCGAUUUUUGUUGUGAUUUCUUGAUAAAACGGUUUGGUGGGCGGAAUUAUUCUGUUCCCACUAAUGCUCCAGUUUAUAAAACUUUCAUAAACUAUCGCCCUUCUUUGUUGUAACUGAAAGGAAAAAAAGCUAAGAGCAUGUUGGCCUGAAAACAUCUCAGUGAAGUCUGAGUAAAAUGAGAAGAAGUAAUAAGAAAUCUAAUAAUAGCAACUGUGGAACAACAAUAAAGCUUUCCGGUGUCUUCUUUUCUCUUAAUCUCCUGUAAACAGGAUUAAUGGCAUCACAAGCAAUGAACAGCCAUCAAGAACUAAUUGUUUUGCUAUUUUAAGGAUAAAUCCUUAAGGUUAUGUUCAACAAAGACGAUGGUCAUAGAUUAAAGCUGUAAUGCAAAACCUAAGAAAAAUAAACCAACCUUGUUAUUUUUAAGAUGAGAAACUGAAAUAAAGCAAGAGGAAUUUAUGUCUGUAUACCAAAACAGCUACUCGGAUAUUUUCAUCCUUUUUAAUGAAAGCAAAUUUCUUGGCCAAGUGUUAAUGUCACAAAGAACAAACAAAAACACUCCAAAAAUACGCAAAGGUUCAAUCAAGGCUUUAUUUUCAAGCAUAAUCUCUAAAUAUUUUGCUAAAAUAAUAGGAACAAGGAGAUAAUUGCCUGGGCCUAUAUGCAAACAGCAUAAAUAUGCCAUUCGAGGCACGAACAAAUGAAGACAAGACCACUUGGAUUAUUAGCUAAAAAGGAGGUCUUUCUUUUCCAUUCUAAGAAAAAUCUGAAUAUGCAAUAUCACUCGAUAUUUCCUUUUAUAGUUAACAGAAUUAAGAUAGUUGGUGUUUCGUACUCUCUAUGAUCAUAGCGAAUUUGUUUGUUGGUUGUGUUAUCUCCUUCUCACCUACUACCUAAACAUACAUUAUUCAAGACAGUUCUAUUUUUCUUCGUGACAACUCAGUGUUUGAGUCUUAAAAAAACUCUUAAUGAAGAGCAUUUUCCUAAAAUUUUACGACGAAAAAAGUUAAAAGGCGUUAUCCUCUUUUCAUCGGCUUAAUAAAAAAACUUUUGAUAGAAAUUUUCCUCCAAUGAACAAUGUAAACACACUUAUCUAAUUUCCUGGGUGCGACGAGGACCCCGACGACGGACAGAAUUGUUAAAUGAUAAACAUUAUCGAAAAAUAUUUCGCGAUGGAAAACUUUUUCAACGUAGUUGUUUUGAGUUAAAGAUAUUGUUAAGAGGAUUAUAUUUGGUGUUUGGGUUUUCGCAGUUAUCACGUUUGUUUUUAUACAUUGGAAAAUAUUUCAAAUUGGGUUACGCUUUAACUUGUGAUCCGAUAGAUAUUUCCCGAUGUCGUGAAUUUGGUGCGAAACAGGCGAUAACGUAUAGAGCGUUUUCACAUGACGUCACGGCGGCCAUGUUGGGUUUCCAAACAAAUCCCGUGGGAGUUGAACUAUUUUCUUAUAUUAAGUAAUGGUCCAGAUAAGAAGGAAAGGACCAAAACGCAGUGAACACGUUGGAAUGCAAAAAGGUGCUAACUUUACUAUUGUCUCUACUAAGGUUCUGAUUGGUUUAAACAUCAAAUUUUACGAAAUCUUCGCAAAGCAGCAUGUAUAUUAAUCCCUUUUUUUCUAUCCAACUUCCUUAUAACAAAAUCUCGUCUGAGUCUAAGUAAUACAGAAAUCGUAUGUGCGGAUCAUGUAAAAUUGUGAACAUUUCUUGGCCAUUGUUUGCAACUCUUGUGAUUGGUCGAAAUGUUUUAACACAAAAAUACACCCUUUAAAAGUGGAGUUUAAAUACAUUUUCUUUCGUAAAAAGCCUUUUUGUAGAUUUAUGCACUCUCUGCGUAAAAAUGAAAACAUUUCUAUGUGAGGAAAAUGUAUUGCGCCACAACAAAAGAAAUUGCUUCCCUUCUUACCUGGAUCAUUACUUAACGCUUUCUUUUGUUCCAAUAAAUUUGGAUAGAUGCUAGCCACGUAAGUGAAAACACUCUUUUUGAUUUGUUCUUCCAUGUUUUAACAUUUUUACACCUAAAGACACUCAAGUUCAGUCACAACCUUAACCUGACCUUUUCAUGUAUAUUUCCAAGAAAUCACUUUUAUCUUUGUUUUUAACAUGGUUCUUGGCUUGUUUUCUUGUGCUUUUCAACGAAUUCAUAAAAUAGAUAUCUUUUAUUUUAGACAACGGUACUUUUAGUGAUUGGGGUAUUGAAUGUCUCUUGAUUUUCACAGCGUUUAUUAAGAAGUAUAUUUUUAGUUGUUUUAACAACUAUUAAUUAAAAUAAUGCAGGUUUCCACAUGUCAGCCAAUAAUCUUUGACGCUUAACAACUUCCGUUGUUCGACCAAUCCGCAGAAAGAGCCUUACGCAAGCUUUAAUCCGAGUCAAGCACAUGGGUUUACUGGUCAUGCUUAUGGGUUGAGGGCAACUAUAAAAUUAGGAUGAGAGAGAAUUGUAUUAACAUUAGAAAGUCAACAUUAAGCCAAUAAAGAGAAACUGAGAGCAAGAACAAGCAGUUGUCUUGAAGAAGCUGACUAGAUCCCCCUAAAAAGUUGGUUCGACAGAAUGUAUCGCAUAUUUAUCAAAUUUCACUGUAAUAUGAUAUUGUAAAAUGAAAGGGAAUGAAAUUUUUCAGCGCGAAACCGAUGCCUACAUGAGUAAACCCACGUGUGCUGUGGCUACAUGCGCUUGAUCCUUUAUACUCAUGUUAAACCAGCCAAUUCCAGUUUUCUUUCUGAAAGAUUCGCCCGCUUAACUGUUGACCGAGAAUGCUUUCUGUUUGUUUCAGGAGCCUUUUUGAUUCCUUAUUUCAUCAUGCUUAUCUUCGAAGGCGUCCCAGUCUUCUACUUGGAGCUGAGCAUCGGGCAGAGGCUUCGCCAGGGAGCCAUCAAUGUGUGGAGCACAGUGUGUCCCUAUCUUGGAGGGAUGGGAAUUGCAACCACAGUGAUUUGCAUUCUCGUCUGUAGUUACUACAACGUGGUGAUCGCUUGGGUGUUGUUUUACUUCUACAACUCGUUCCGAUCUCCUCUUCCAUGGGCUGAGUGUCCGAAGGUCGAUGUGUUCAACAGUGAGUUGAAUCGCACCGAGAUGAUGAUUCCCAAAGAAUGUGAUGCCAGUAGCCCCACUGCUUACUACUAUCAUCGCGAGACAUUAAUGCACGCCAGCAGAAUAGAGGAGAGCGCUGAGAUCAACUGGAAGUUGGCUGUUGCCUUGGUUGUUGCGUGGGUAGUGGCAUAUCUUUGCAUAAUCAAGAGCAUUCAGUCAUCUGGAAAGGUAUUACAAAAAGCGCAUUUGAAGGUGAAUCUUCCCCACAGGACUGCAGUAAAAAUGAACAAAAUUUAAAAAGUUCAAGGUUUUGAACAUGAAAUUAGGACUCCGGUUAAAAAAUAAUCCCUUGGGCAUCAAAGGAUCUAGCUGAAAUGCAAGCAAACAAAAAUCUGUACAUCGCUGUGAAUUGUAAUACAGACAUCACUCGCUGAGCUUCUUUCCACAACAGGUCACGUAAUUCCUUUAUGAAUGAACAUGCCAGCAGAAUAUUAUGAGUUAUUACCCUUUAGACAGAGAAAUUUUUUUACGCAACCGUUCAUUUCUGGUUUCUUGCAGGUUGUUUACUUCACAGCAACAUUUCCUUAUGUUGUUCUGGCCGCCUUCUUUGUCCGAGGUCUUACGUUGAAAGGCUUUGAAACGGGUGUUAUCCAUCUGUUUACGCCAAAGGUAGGAUGUCCAUCCUGACUAAAAUCAGGAAUCCGACAUUUCAGCUUUAAGGCAGAGAAGCCUUAUUUUCAGUUGGCGUUAGUUAGCAGAACCAAACUCUUUCCAGUUAAAGGAUGGCUCUAGCAAUGACUCUUUUGAAGAUGGUCCAUUCUUCAUGCUUGCCAUUUCGACUAUGUUUAUCAGUUAUUGUUGGUCUCCUGUAGGUGGUUAUAGAGAUGAAAGCCCGUUGUCAUGCCAGUGUCAUCAAAUGACGUUUUUAUAUUGUAAGAUUAAUCUUCAUACAAACCUGAUAAUCCACGAUUUUCUUGUCCAGGGGAAAAAGAGUUUGUUCAGUUUGAGUAGAUAAGAUGCAGUUGUAUAUAACUCGCUAAGAGGUUAGCUGGCGUUAGAUUAAGGACUGCUGGUAACUCAUUUUGAGACUGAGCUACCUGGAUGAUGCUUGGGAUUAAUAAGAGAACUUUCAACUCUGCCCCAUUCAUACAGUUCUCCUUCCAAGAUAUCUGGAAAAAUAUGCCUUCUCACAGAUGUCAAAGGUUAUCCCGGCCAAAACGUAAGACAUUGUCCUCACCAGAAAUUAUCAUGAACUGAAGACGAAUGAAACAAUGCGAUGGUUUGCAAGGAGAAGCUUCAGUUUGUUGACAGGUUACUGGAAGGGAAAAUUGUCCUAUUAGAGACUAGUGAGGAUUAUUUACAGAUAGUAGAAUGAGGUCUAUAGCCUAAUGCUUACUAUUCAAAGUACUAACAUAUAACUGAAGCACAACAUAUUAGCUGUAAUUCUUAACUGUAGCUUUGAUAUUCUACAGCAAUUCUUCCGAGGAAAACGUAAGUAUUGGCCAAGUGGCGUCUGCAAUUCUAAUGCAGUCAAUUACCACUUGGGUGAAUGUAAACUGCAAUUCAAAUGCAGGACAACGCACAAUCUGGAGAGAAGAAUGUCCUGCAAUUCAAAUGCAGUUUCUGUAAUUAAAGGUAUUCUUCUAAAAUGUGGUCGAUUGAAACGAAGAAGUGCGAAUUAGGGAUAGAUUCUGCAAUCCAAAUGCAGUCGAGAAUCCAAAACACACCGAUGCGAUUCGUCACGUUGUUCCUAAAGACACGUUCUCCUUUGCUGUUGUUUCAUUUGCGUCGUCACCAAACAUGGGCAAAACAAACGUCGGCAGAAUUAAGACAUUACAUAAACUCCGCCGCUCUUAAACCGAAGUCUUUCUGCAAUUCCAAUGCAGUCUCAGUCGCAUUUUAACCCUGAGAAAUCGUGUCGAAAAAGGCGUGACAAAGUUUGAUUCUGCAAUCCAAAUGCAGUCAAGAAUCCAGAACACACCAAUUGCGAAUCGUCACGUUGUUCCUAAAGGUACGCUCUCCAAGGAAAAGUCUCCUUUGUAGUUGUUGCAUUUGAGUCACCACCAAAAAUGGGCAAAGAAAUGUCGGCAAAGAAAUGAGUCAUAAAAUAAACUCUGCUGCACCUUGAACAAAGACUUAAUGCAAUUCCAAUGCAGUUUCCAGUCGUAUUUCAACGCGUGAAAUAGUGUCGAAAAACGCUGACAUUCUUUCGCUGUAAUUCCAAUGCAGACAUUGAGACACCGUUUGCUCGCUGAAAAUUAAAAAAGCGCCAAAAAGUCGAUGAUAAAGAUCGUUUGAGAAGAUUGUCAGGGCAAACAUUUUUCCCUCCCACAAAAACAUUCAGAAGAGCUGGACCCGAGAGCAGCAAUGCGAGAUCAGUCUAGAGGAUCAAGCCAAGAAACUGACUGUAACAAGGGUGCGAACAAGACAAAGUCAACAAGUUGUAGCUGCCAACAAACGCUUGCAAUUCCAAUGCAAUAUGUUGCUGAAAUGCUUACAAAUAAAUUAAAUUCUCUUUAAUACUUCCAGUGUAGACACACAUGGAGAUGGAGAUGAAGCGAGAAAACGUCCAAAUAGCCUCUGAGCCUUAAUAGAGAGGUGGGCAUGAAAUACUAAUCUAUAUGUCUCGUUGAAUAGAAAAAGAGAACUUCAAACAUAAAGUUAAAUGACCUAUUUAAAAAAGUGUUUCUUUCCCUUUUCAGUGAUAGGCAAACUGACUACUGCGCCUCGAGCUCAGAGCGUUAGUUUCUGCCCAGUAGAGCGUUCUCGAAACGUUGUUUCUGUUCAAAUGACAAAAUGAUCGAGAGUGAUAAAAUAACUUGUAAAACUAUCAUAAAAUACAUGUCAAAUUCCAAAAUUGGACUUGCUGUCUAUUGCCUCUGGUGCCCGAUGGCAACCGUUGUGUGUAACACAGUCGUUCUCAAAACACUGGCUAAAUACAAAAAAUGUCCAGUGUCCCAAUGACGGGAGCUUCAAUGACGAAAAGAAAUUUAAAACGCAGUUUUUCCAUGGAAACAUGUGCAAGGAUUGUAUAACUUCUAUUGUUGGUUACUGAGCCUUGGGCCUAGUAACAGCUGCUCGUGAAUUUCCCAGUAGUUCUCAAAACACUGGUCGGUAUUAACCAAAAAAAAUGGAACUCAUGCAGAUCACUGCGCCAUGAGCCCGGUGAUAGCUGUCAAUACAAAACCCAGUAGUUCUCAAAACACUGGACGAAAACAGUUAAAACAAUUCACUUGAUUAUAAUAGACUUGACUGCCGAUCACUGCGCUACGUGCCCAGUGAUACAUGUCAAAAGAAAACCCAGUAGUUCUCAAAACACUGGUUCAACUCACAGUAUAUAGACGAUGCUUUGACUUGCUGCUGUGUCUUGCGCAUAGCACAAGUUCCCAUUUAACCGACAAACAGUUGUUCUCGAAACACUGUAAUGUAACGAUAGACAAAGUUAAAUGCCUUGAAAAAACUAAUUAAUUAAUUUUUAAAUUAACCCAGAUAAAUUAACUAACGACAUCAUGAUCCUCAAACUAAACAAUAACUUAAACUCAAUACAAUAAAUGCAGCUUUCCUAAAAACAUGUAAUUUCAAACAGCUUCAAGGCGCGGAUCCAGAAAUGUUUCUACAAGGUUCCUUAAAAGAGAAAUCCUGUUUGGCACUCAAGGCACGUUGCAAAAAGUAUCGAGAAACACCACCGAGUUUUCUGCGAGUAAACACUACACAUCCUACAGUAGUUCACAGUCCCUGAAGGUAGGAGGAUAGCAUAACGAGGAAUACUCCAAAACUCUGAGGCCAUGACUGCAUGCUCAUGUUUAAGGUUUUUAAAGGGGCUAUGCACGCUAUUUGCUAUCUUUUUGAAAAGCUCAAGCUUUUUUCUCAUUUAUUGAAUUAAAAAAAUAAUGGUCCAGUUUUGUUAUUUAAGACUACAUUUAGGCAUUCAAACUAUUUCCUGUCGUCUGUUGCAACGGAUGGCAAGGAUGGAUAUGGAUUGAAGACUUGAAAAAGUUGGGCCUGUGUUUCAAGCUUUAAUGCUAUGCCUGGAAAAAUCACGAAAAUAUCAUUGUGGUUAGUGCUCCCUGAUGAAAUUUGUUUGACAUGUUCUUCAUAACUCUACAGCCUGAGACAGAGUCUAAGGGAGCAUUUUGUGUAGGGUAAUUGCACUAGGUAAUGACUUUACAGAAUUUACCAAAAACAGCAAUAUACUCGUGACGUAGCCCCUUUAGGUUAGAACAAUUUGGAUCCGCGCCCCCCUUUUGUCAACACAACCUGCUUGACGCUGCUCUCUGCGCCUUGAGCCCAGUUGACAUGCGUCAGUUAACAGCAAAUUCAGGAGUUCUCGAAACACUGAUAUAUGUUUUUGUAAUCAACAGUGGGAACGUCUUCUGGACCCACUAGUGUGGCUUGAUGCAGCAACACAAAUCUUCUUCUCGUUGGGUCUGGCAUUUGGCACCAUGGUUGCCUAUGCCAGUUACAAUUCCAUUCACGAAAACACACUUCGUGACGCUAUUACAGUUUCCAUCGCUAACUGCAUGACUUCUUUGUUCGCCGGGGUAGUCGUUUUCUCCAUUUUAGGAUUCAGGUAAGACACUCAUCAUCACUGCUUCGCCAGACGUCCAAGAAGGCGUAUAUCCUAUUACUCAUUCAAUAAAUGAUAGAAUUAUGAUGAAAACUAUCGGUAACUUGAAUAUUGCAUGCCUCGUAUUUCAUCCAGCUCUCUCAAAAAGAGCAACAUUAAAAAGAACGCUGACCUAUUGAUCAUUCACCUCAGAGUCUCAGACCAAGUUUACACCUAAAUAAGGCUCUAUCAGCUCUAUAAAGGUUCUGUUCGGCUUCCAUGCAUGUAAUGUCGAUCUCUAUUUCAAUGGCCCAUGACAAGUUAGCAACCGUUCGGAUCUCUAUACCCAAACAUGAUGGAACUUCGUCUGCCAGCUCCGUUGUAAUGCACAGUAUAAUCAUUUGUAUAAUACAUAUUUGCUGAGUGAGUCAGUCUCAAUAUCAAUUUCAAGGACGACCCAAGAAUUUACAGUGACUUUUCAGGUCGAUGAUCGUCUCCGACGAUCAUCAUGAAUUUACCAAAAAAUCAGUAAUCAUAAAAUAUAUUUUAUUCCACUGGAGAGCGUGAUUUGUCUUCAUCUACUUGCCGACUUGUAAUUGAGGAAAAACGUCUUUUGCCCUUCCAUGUCACACCGCAAUCUAUGAAGACCAAGCCCUUCAUUAAGGCCAUACACAAAAAGCCCUUUUCACUUUAUAGCAUACCAUCAUGUCCAGCAGUAUCGAAACAUUUCCUGUUAGUGGAUAGAAAAACCUAAAAAACAGUGUAUGCAUUUGACGUUGCGAAAGGGUCACACAUAUCCCACCUGUCAUGUCACAACUUGUCGCAAUAGUUGUAGCACAAGACCAAAAGAAAGUAAAUUUAUUUUUUACCAGGGCAACGUACAUGAUGGAAAACUGUGAAGCAAGAAAUGCUCAACUCCGACAGAAUCUGAACACAACCCUUCAGCAACUCAACACAACAGGGCUAAACCCACAGCAACUCGAAUGGCUUAAAGGCAACACCACAAACAAUGUCACAAGCGGACUUCAGAAAUGUGACAUCCAAGACUUUCUUUCAGAUGUAGGUGUAACUUCCAGAAACAGUAUAUAAUUUUUCUAAUUACCUUAGUUCAUAAGGGUACCUAGCUGUUGACGAUUGGUUGUAGAUAACAGAGGUAUUUUCGAUUUUGGAAAUGUUAUUUUGCUCUGCAAGCCAUUUCUGCCGAAACCGUGGGAAAGCUUUCGAAGACAAAACUGAAAACUGAUAAUUAAUACAAGGCUUUCUUUUUCUGGGUGAAUGCCAAAGACACGUUGAAUAACGUUAUUAAAAGAGGAUAUUAUCUGAAAUCCUAUCUAUAGGCAGCCAGUGGGCCAGGAUUAGUGUUCAUUGCAUUUACUGAUGCUAUCAAUCAAAUGCCUGGAGCAACAUUUUGGUCUAUCAUAUUCUUCCUCAUGCUUCUCACCCUCGGCCUCGACAGUCUGUUUGGCGGCCUGGAGAGUGUGACGACAGCCUUGAAAGAUGUCAGAGGUUUUAGGAAGCUACGGAGAGAAGUAUUAUCAGGUGAGCACAGUUUUGAAGACUUUAUAGUGUUGAAACGGCAACCAAAAUGGAACGUCCAGUCAGCACAAGAGCGAGAGCAAUUGUGUAGGAACUCUAAAUAAAUUAUUAACCGAACAGAGGUCCAGCCGUUUUCUUCGAACUGUCUAGAUUUACCUACCAAGACAAACUGUUACCUGUUCAGAUAAAGGACAGGAAUGAUAACUUGGCUUUUCCCUACAUUUCAUAACCAUUCAGAUAGUCUCGCCAUCGAAAAUUCUUAUGGUUCAAUUCCACACAACUGCAUAAAUUAGUCUUUUUCAUAUGUACGUCCGUUACGUAUCAGAAAUUCAUCAAACAAUAACUGUGUAACUACUGCUUCUUUGUUAACAAUGGCUUUGGGAACCAAUCCCAGUGUGAUACCCACACGUGACAAGAGUUCUGUGGCUACAGUGAAUGACGCAAUUUAUCUCGAAAACGGGCGUAGAUAAUUGUAAUAAUUAUUACCAAGAGCCAUAUAUGGCUCUUGCUAUUACAAGUGGCAGAGUUUACCAGAAAAUGAUUUUUUUUCUAGGGUUAAUGUGUGUUGUUGGUUUCUGCAUUGGUCUUCCUAUGGUGACGUAUUCCGGUGAAUAUGUGCUGCAGAUAUUCGACAGUUUCGCGGGAAACCUUCCUCUUCUGCUAAUUGCAAUUUUCGAGUGUGUGGGUGUAUGCUACUGCUAUGGGAUUAAAAGGUAACUUUCGUCACCGGCUUUUCAUCACAACUAAACUUUUCAUGACAAAUAUAUUAUUUCCACAACGUGCAAUUCCUCAAUAUACCAACUAACCAUAUUCAUGCCCUUUGUUGUCCAAACUGGACAGCCUCUCUUUUCCAUUUUAAUUUCAGCAGCCAACUUACUGAUGAAUCAUGUUUCUAAGAUCUAUCUAUAGGGCCAAGAUUUCAUAAUAACCGCGAAAUCGUUCAUGCUUGACAACAAAAAACCCGAAAUGUGGUGCAACGUCAUGAUAGUCAGGUUUACAAACGUUGCCUCGCCAUAGGCAGGGCAAGGUGUCCUGCCAAGAAUGCUUGGGAAAAACGAUAAAGGAACAAGGGAGGGUUGCGUGAAUUAGGAAUAAGUAGUGUCACCCAUGGGCAUGGAAUCCGGCUUUUUUUGUAUACCCUCCAAGUAAACAGCAGUAACCUUGGGAUCCUACUCAUAUCCUAUUUACUGACAGGUUUUCAGAUGACAUAGAAUUCAUGACUGGAAGUCGACCAAACAUCUUUUGGAAAAUCUGCUGGAUGGUUGUCACACCAGUUGCGAUGUUAGCUAUUCUGAUAGCCAGCAUCGUGUUGAUGUCACAGGGAAAGGCCUCCUACUAUGCUUGGAAUCAAGACAAAGUAUGUGAAAACCUGUAUCUUAUCACCUUGGAAGUCAUUUUCGCCUUUAGUUAUAGCCUGGACCUUUCUCAGAUAGUUCAGUUUGGUUUUAAGAACGGAUGGCUCGGUCCUUUAUCUGCCUUGCAAGCACUUUGGCGUUCGUCUUCUCUUAUACAUUGUUCGAACUCGUUUCUAUGUUCUCUUUUAACGUUUGUGAUAAUUCCGUUAUAUGUCAUGCUUUUUUAUGUAUUUUUCCACUAGGCCACCUACGAGAAGGUGCCUUACCCAGACUGGGCAGUAUUCAUUGUGGUACUCCUCGUCCUUAUGUCCGUGGUAUUCAUUCCCGGUGUGGCCAUUGCGCGGUAUUUUGGCUUUGUCAACUACGAAAAAUUGGAACCAGUCCCACUAAAAGAGGCCGAGGCAUCAAUAUCGUACAAAGACAACAUUUUGGAAGACACCAAUGUUUAAUGCUAACGUUGGCGUGUUAAUACUGAAGUGAUAGUAUAAGUAACCAAUCAUGAUUAACAGAAUGCAAUAUAAGAAAUACUCAUAAGAGGAUAAGUACUAAAUUUAUAUAUUUUUUAGCCUAAUUACGUUUGUCGAGUGAGCACCACUAACAAAAAAGUUGAUCAAAUCUUCCUUGACGGACAGGUCAUGGCACUUUUUGUCCCUGCUGUAAAACAGCAAAUUCAUUGCGACUAAAGAAAAGCGACCAAAGUUAAUCGCUAAUCGUGCUUUUGAAUGUAAAACAUUCAUACAAGAUUUUUCUCAAUCAAAUUCUCGAUUUUUUUAACUUCGGAAGAACUAUUGAUCAAAUGGGUGCAACUGUUAAAUGGUUCCGAAUCGAAGGGACAAGCCUGUUUAUGUCUUUAUGGUGUGAAGCACCUUUGAUUAGUAAUAGUGCAUAGUGCUACCAGUGUCUGUCUUAGAAAGGUUUGAAUGUUACAAAGUAUUCAGGCCGGUUUACCUUGUAAAUGGCGUAAUCAAAGUAUUGUUAUUUUUCUAUACUUCUUUGAAAAAAAUGUAUAUUUUAUUCAGUUGUCAUUAAUUGUAAUUUAUUUAGUUUAGCAAGUCAAAACGUUAUUUGAAAAUAAGUUAAUUACAAGGUAAAAUUUCUUGAAUACUUUCUUGUUAUUUCAACUAUUUGAAGCCAGCACUUCGUUGUCGGACCUGGCAGAUCUGAUGCUUUAUAUGACUGACGUCGCAAGAAACAUUGUUUAGAUGAUUACGUGGUGACAAAGUUAACUCAGUAUUACAUUGACCACGCCAAAGGCAAAGUUCAUUAAAUGUACCAAAUUAUUCAGCGUCAACUGUGUUCCAGUUUCGUUAUUUUCGUUUUGUGACCAACUACAGUACUUUGAUGGUCACUUACGACAGGUUCCAACUAUAGUGCUGUGACAGGCGCUUACAAGAGGCUUUAACAUGCAUUAAGGGGGGGGGUUACAGGUGAACGCCUUGUUUGUAUUAUACUUGAGC
Molecule: messenger RNA, 13328 nt
Organism: Porites lobata
Lineage: Eukaryota; Metazoa; Cnidaria; Anthozoa; Scleractinia; Poritidae
Source: the annotation of a GenBank genome assembly